CGCAUUCAUUGGAACCAUCUCGUCCGCCCAUGGCCAUGCAUGGAUGGAUGGAGGCAGGCAGGCAGGCAUAUGUACGUCACGGACGUCUCAACGAGCAGGUCACAACAAAACACACACAGCCAAGCUUUGUCACAGCCUGCCUUAAACCACACACCACACACGGAAAUGCACCUCAUGCAUGGCACGCGUCAGUCUUCUUCCUCUUCCGCCUCAUCGUCUUCCGCUUCCUGGUCCCGCUCGUCAAAACCGUUGUCGUCAUGCUCCUCAUCUUGAUCCUCACUCCACUCCCCCUCCCCCUCGCCCCCCUCCCCAUCCCCGUCAUCCAUGUCUUCGUCAUCUCCCUCGCCGCUCUCGUCGCUCCACUGCUCGCCCACCUCGUCCUCCUCCUCCUCGUUGUCCUCGUGGGUGGCAGCGCCAUUGAUUUCCAGGUCCAGGUCUCGGAUGAGAGAGUCGUCCAGCAAAGCUCUCCUGGCCUCUUCACCCUCCUUGUAGUCCACCAGGGCCUGACGGCGCUCCAUACGCUCCUGGGCCAGGUCUGCAGACCUCCAUGACAUGAAGAGGGAGGGAGAGGGGCUGAUGCGAUGCGUGAUGCAUGCGUGUGCACAGCGACUGACUGACUGCCUGACUGCCUGACUGACCCUUCUGUUGUGCGACGACGGUGCGGGUGUGGUUGAGGAGUAGGUCCAGUUUGCCGUACAGCCUGACGACCGUCGGGUGGUUAGCCGUCCGCUGCUGGAUGUGCUCAUACAACGAGUGAAGCAUCUACACACACCCACACACCCAGGCAGGGUCAGGCAGGCAGGCAGGCAGGCAGACGGGCAAACGCACACCUGCACGUGUUCGAUGUGUGUGUGCAGGUGUGUGGUCGGCUACCCACCGGUCUGCAGUGCGGCAUGGUCAUGAGGUAGCCCGUGUGGUUGGUGAGGAUUGCACGCAGCCACUUCUGGUGCUCAAACAUGCCCAUCGGCUUCCUGCACACACCACAGCACAGCCACAGAGACGGGGAGGGAGGGGGGCACACACACUUCCUUUAAGUCCUUUGGUGAUUGACACUUGCCUUGCCUUGCCCCCCUUGUCUGUCCGUCUGUCUAUCGGCUGGUCGGCCACUUACGCGUGGAUGCGCAGGGUGAUGUGUUCGAGCAGCUUGGCGACCAGGUCAGACGGUAGCUCGGCAAGAGUGGCUGCUAUCACUGACAGACAGACAGACAGACCAUGAUACACCAACGACACACAGGGGGCAACAGCCAGAAUGGACUCGUUUCGCAGCGAGGCGCACACAGCACACGUGUGUGUGUACCAGACCAGGUUCUAGUUUGCUCCUCAGUGCUGACUCGAGCAUCUGCGGAUCAUCCGAUGUCAGCGCCUGACGCACGACACUGUAGCCAGCCAACAUUGCAGCCAGCACAGAGGAUUGGAAGCUAGCUUUUCUGCCCACUCCUCACCUCACCUGGCCAUCGACGUGACCGCCACACGACCUUUCUUGGACUUGUUCUGCUGCAAGCAGAGCAAAGGCACACACACAGCACAGACACGUACGCAACAUCGAUCGCUACCUAGAGCCUCCCUCCAUGGCUGCGUACCUUUGCGAGUUUGUGAGCCAUAGCCUCGAGCACUUUGCCCUCCCCCUCAGUCAUCUUGGCCGCCGGGCGAGACGCCCGCACGUCCAGAGGACCCAACGCCACGCCCCCACCACGCCGCCCCUUCUCACCGCCCGCGCCUGCUGCUGCCCCCUCUCCCUUUUGAUCUUCCAAAGCCACGAGUGCCCUGCAUGGGGCGAGAGAGACCGUCUCCCACCGGACGGCAGGCUGCUUCUGGGUGCUGGUCGUCUCCACCUUGGCAUCGACACGCACCCGCUCAAACGUCGGCUGGCCCCUGAAGCCCCGCACGACGAGCAUGUCCAUGUGAGGCGACUCCUGGGAGGUGAGCGACAGGUGCGUGGGGGCGUGGACGGCAAUAACGCGGUCCUUCUUGUCUUGCGAGUCGCAGGAAAUGUCGCUCUGCGGCGCCAGGGGCAGGAAGGACACAGAGCGCCGCUCCGUCUCUGGAUGGUCGUCUUGAUCUUGGUCCGCUGAUACUUUCCGUCUCUUGGCUGCUUUGGUGUCGAGUGUGAUGGCGAGCCCGCCGAGCCACCAGAGGGCCACACGCCCCUGGUUGGUCAGCCCAACCACCGUGUAGUCAGCCCAAGAACGGGCCGCCUUCGCAGCAGCAGCAGCAGCCCUCUUGCGCUUCUUCUGCUGCUUAGUGCUGGCGCCGCCUUGGGCUGCCGGCUGAUGCGGCUGCCCCUGCUCCACACCGCUGCUGAUCGGAUGCACCACCACCCGCACAUCGAUGAUGGUCUCGUGGUCGGUCAAAACCAGUGGCGCAGUUGGCUGGUUUCUGUGCGUGUGGUCGUCGCUGCCAUCAUCACCAUCACUGAUCCAGGGCAGCCGCCAGAGGUGGACGCUCGUGUCGGCGGCCAGGGUGAGGAGGAAGCGGUCAUCGGGCGCGAAGCGGAUGUGGGAUACGUCGGCCUGCAUGCCCGUGAACUUGGCGUCGAUCCGCCGCCUCUGCCCGGCCGUGUCUUGGCUCUCAUCAUUGUCGAAGCUCGUGAGGUCCCACAGCUUGAGCCGCCCAGCCCCGCUGAUGGAGGCCAGCUUGGUGCCGUCGUGACUGAUGGCGAUCCUCUUGACGGCCACCCCGUGACGCGCCACCUUGAUGGUUCCCGUGGCGGCCCCGUCCCCCAGCGACCGCUCGCUGACACUGCCGUCCCCCCCACACGUGAAGAAAGACUGCUGGCCCGGGCUGACGACCAUGUCGGCAAUGGGGGACAAAGACUGAUGGGUGGAGCCAGCCACCUCGAGCUGGAGGCCUUGGUCCUCUCUCGGCGACACAUCGAACAAUCGCUCCAGCCUCAGGAGGUCCCAGUAGUGUAUGCACCCGUCAGAGUAGCCGAUCAGCAGGCGAGAGCGGUCCGCUUGAGAUCCUCCAGAUGUGCCGAACUUGACGACGGAGAUGCGCCUGCCGGCCUCGUGGUGCUCGUGGGAGAGAGUGCUCGUCUGGGUGUCAUACGCCUUCCAUCGGUUCGGCGUCGCUGCGGCCGCAAACGUCUUUCCCUCCUCAUCGAAGUGAUAGAUCACUGACUCGGCCAUUGGCUCAGAGUAGAUCACUGAAUCUUGGGAGCAUGUGGACGCAUCAAAA
Molecule: messenger RNA, 3177 nt
Organism: Vitrella brassicaformis
Lineage: Eukaryota; Vitrellaceae
Source: the annotation of a GenBank genome assembly